UAAUUAAGAAUAAUCUUUCAAAGGGUGGAUCGGUAAGCACUGUCGAUAACUUUUCUGUGAUCACAGCGAAAGUUGGGACUAACUAAAACAUUGCAGUACCUACUUAAGUCUGAGAUGGCUAGAUCUCAAGUUGGAGACAGCUUACCUGAAGUAAGAUUUGCCAUCUUUGGUCUUGGAAGGAUAGGAACCAUUCACUUAAAUAAUCUCAGAAAUAAUUCUAGAGCUAGAAUUCUUUACUGCGUAGAAGAAUCAGAGGAAGCAACAAAUUUUGUAAAAAACAAAUGGAGAUUGGGAGAAACCGGCACAUCUUUCAUAAAAUCUUCUGAGAAAAAUAAGGUAUUCCAAGAUGAAAGGGUUGAUGCUGUUUUAGUUUGUACUCCAACUUUCGCUCAUGAAGAAUUAGUAAUGAAAUCUCUAGAAUCAGGGAAAGCAGUCUUCUGCGAGAAGCCCUUAGCUUUAAGUUACGAAGGAAUCGAAAAAUGCGUAAAUGCGGCGGAAAAAUAUCAAAGACCACUGAUGUGUGCUUUUAACAGACGUUUCGAUCCUGGUUUGAGGAGUUUGAAAGAGAUAGUUGAUUCAGGAGAGAUCGGCAAAUUGCAAGUGGUGAAAACAUGCAGCAGAGACCAUCCCAAACCUCCAGUGGAAUAUUUGAAAAUAUCAGGUGGAAUCUUCCAUGACUGUGCUGUGCACGAUAUUGACUAUGUUUGCUGGAUACUCGGUGAAUAUCCAGUGAGUGUAUCCUCGUUCGCCCAAAACAGUUUUGACGACAUCAAGGCCAUAGGGGACUUCGACACUGUCUCCAUCAUGAUGAAAUUCCCUUCCGGUGCAUUGGCUGUCAUUGAUCUCUGUAGGCAUGCCGUCUACGGUUACGAUCAACGAGUAGAAGUGUUUGGAAGUAACGGAAUGUUGACGAAUGGGGAACAGAGACCUACCGAGGUGAAAGCUCACACCGCAAAAGGAACAACGUCGGUCCCCAUCUUUGGUGCCUUUCCCGCUCGAUACCGUGAAUCAUAUCAAAAUGAAAUGGAACAUUUCAUAAACGUUGUGCAAGGCAUUGAAAAGUGCGCUAUUGCUGGAAGUUCCAUUUUAGCUGUCUCUAAAAUAGCUUCAGCCUUGGAAGAGUCCGCUCGCCAGGGAAAAACUGUCACCCUCAAUUGGGAAACCAAUGUGCCAAAUGGACUUUAGGAACGACAUUAGCCACCUCAGUUAGAUUGGUUCUGACUGCUUGAGCCUGCUGUUAUUGGACACUUUUUUUUUUUCAUAUUUAUUUUUUUUGCAGCCAAUAAACCGUGAUGUUUCGAAGUU
Messenger RNA from Argiope bruennichi, 1305 nucleotides. RefSeq names its product inositol 2-dehydrogenase-like. Gene Ontology annotation, molecular function: oxidoreductase activity; nucleotide binding. Gene Ontology annotation, cellular component: cytoplasm. Bases 115 to 1185 code for a protein of 356 amino acids. Lineage: Eukaryota; Metazoa; Arthropoda; Arachnida; Araneae; Araneidae. The transcript is spliced from 8 exons. Gene Ontology annotation, biological process: NADPH regeneration. The record is from RefSeq and is a predicted model, not a curated record.